AUGCAUUUCCCAUCUGUCGCUGCAUGCCUCGGUCUGGCUGGUCUAGCCCAGGCACAUAUGGAGAUGAUUUACCCUCCCCCCUUCAAGUCAAAAUCCAACCCCAACGCUGGUAGCGAUGUUGACUACAGCAUGACCGCCCCUCUCGAUGCAAGCGGCGCCAACUUUCCUUGCAAGGGCUACCACUCCCUCUUUGGUACCAAGGAGGGCGCCUCGGUCGCAGACUGGGCAGCCGGCGGUUCCUACAACAUGAGCAUCACCGGCGGUGCUAACCACGGUGGUGGCAGUUGCCAGGCUUCCCUUUCCUACGACAAGGGAAAGUCUUGGAAGGUCAUCCACUCCUACAUCGGCAACUGUCCUGGUGCUGGUACCACCACCUUCGACUUCAAGGUCCCCAGCGACGCUCCAUCCGGCGAGGCUAUCUUCGCCUGGUCGUGGUUCAACCAGAUCGGUAAUCGUGAGAUGUACAUGAACUGCGCUGCCGUCACUAUUGGUGGUGGCUCUGGCAAGCGAGCAGAGGCCAUGAGCAACCGUCCCGAGAUGUUCGUUGCUAACGUCGGCAACGGCUGCACCACUGAGGAGUCGUCCGAUCUCGAAUUCCCCGACCCUGGUCCCGAUGUGACCAACGACUCCCAGAAGACUGCUGGCCCCAAGGGUACUUGUGCUAAGGCAGGAUCUGGUAGUGGUUCCGGCUCCGGUUCUGGUUCUGGCUCCGGUUCUGGUUCUGGCUCCGGUGAUGGUAACAGCGGUGCUUCUCCUAGCACUCCCGCUGACGGCUCCGCUGGCGGCAACAACGGUGCUGUUCCAAGUGCUGUCCCUACUCAGACUCAACCUGCUGCUCAGCCUUCAGCCCCUGCCGCUCAGCCAUCAGCUCCAGCUGCCAGCGCCCCUUCAGCUCCCGGUGGUGUUUUCGUCACUGUCUCUCAGCCUUCUGAGGCUACUGGUGCCCCUGCUCCUUCGGCUCCCGCCGCAACCAGCACUCUCUUGACCAUGACCAAACCUGCUGCUGGAACUGGCGGUCAGCCUGUUCCUACCAGUGUUGGUAGCCCUGAGCCUGCUCCUACCACCCCCACUGCUCCUGGUUCAGGUUCAGGUGGCUCUGGCUCUGGUUCUGAAGAGACUGCUGGUGCUGCAUGCAGUAAUGAGGGCGCCUGGAACUGCAUCGGUGGAACCAAGUUUCAGCGUUGCGCUUCCGGUCGCUGGUCCGUUGUUCAAUCUAUGGCCGCUGGCACAACCUGCUCUGGCAAUAACAGCUCGGCUAUGGCCUUUGGUUUCGGUCGCCGACUCGCGAUUCGAGGUCGUCAGGUCUAA
Messenger RNA from Fusarium subglutinans, 1308 nucleotides. Its product is annotated as spore coat SP96 precursor. The transcript has 2 exons. NCBI's taxonomy places the organism in Eukaryota, Fungi, Ascomycota, Sordariomycetes, Hypocreales, Nectriaceae. The record is from RefSeq and is a predicted model, not a curated record. The coding region runs from base 1 to 1308 and encodes 435 amino acids.